AUGACAGAACUAAUUAGUAUAGGUAUUAUCAAGAAUAUUUUCGAAGCACAUGCUAACGGAAAAAAACUACCGGAAAAUCCAGUUUUACAAGUGUUGAAGAUUGCCGCAGCAAACCCAGUACAGAAUCAGAACCCAACUGCCAGUCCAAGAUACAGAGCGGCUUUUUCAGACGGUUAUACAUAUGCGCAGGGCGUCAUCUCUUCACUCGGUAUGAAUGUAAGCGGGGAAAAGCUAGACAGAGGACACCUAAUCCGGCUGACCCAAUACGCAGUGAAUCCGACACAAAAUAUAAAUGGCGCCGCACACAGGUUGUGA
Molecule: messenger RNA, 315 nt
Organism: Acaulospora morrowiae
Lineage: Eukaryota; Fungi; Glomeromycota; Glomeromycetes; Diversisporales; Acaulosporaceae
Source: the annotation of a GenBank genome assembly